This is a messenger RNA of Podarcis lilfordi (Lilford's wall lizard), 4751 nucleotides long. Lineage: Eukaryota; Metazoa; Chordata; Lepidosauria; Squamata; Lacertidae. The record is from the annotation of a GenBank genome assembly.
CGCUCGCGCCUCCCAUACCAUCCGGGCACGCAUGCGCGGGGCAGACUCUGGCUCCUCACGUGGUUUCCGACCUCCAGGACCUUGUAAGUAGCGUCUCUGCGGUUGUCGCUUGGAGGGGGAUCGUGCUCGUGUGAGUGCACCGAGUUGCCUUGCGCGGGUUUGGGGAAUGGCAGCUAAGGGCUCAGGCAGCAGGUACAGCUCGCCACGCGGGGGAGAAGCCGGCUGCUUCAAUCAGCCCCUUUACUCGGAACCAUGUGGACUAGCGCCUUACUUUAUUUUGAGGGGAAGGAGCGUAGCUCAGUGGUUGAGCAUCUGCUUUGCAUCUGGAAGGUCCCAAGGCCGGGAGUGUCCGCUAUGUGAGACCUUGCAGAGCCGCUGCGGAUAGAUAAUAACUACUAAAUUCAGGGUCGCCGCCUGUCCUGUAUAAUACAGGAUUGUCCCGUAUUUCAGUGUAAAAUGCUCUCUCUCUCUCUGUGUGUGUGUGUGUGUGUGUGUGUGUGUCUCACUCGGCCAAGUUAGGUAUCCUCUCCAAAUGCAUGUGUUCGAAAGGGUGUGAGAAAGGUCAUGUAUUUAAGCUGUGGGUAGCCAAGCACAGACAGAUUUACAAAUUCGUGGAUGUGGGUGUGUGACAAAUUUCAGAGGCGCCAAUAGAUUGUAAUAGAUUGCUUAGAAUUCACUUCAGCACCAGCUGGGGGGAAAAUAAUAAUCCCCCCCCCCAAACUGCUCUGCCCCAUCCUGUCGUAUAUUUUGACAGAACAAAGGUGGCAGUCAUAAAUGGACUGAUGGUCUGACUCUAUAAAAAGAGUUGUCUACAUUUCUGGGUUAGGAAUAAUUGAGGAAUUGACCACAAGGAUUCUGUGUUCUCAUUCCCUGGGCCUAGCUUCUAUUCCACAUCCCCCUCUCAUUUAUUUUAGAAUUGCAGAAAUUUAGGUAGCCUGGUUCCUCAUUUCAUAACUGUAAGCUGAUGGCGCUGUUUUGUUUGUUUUAAAAUGAGACUGUUACUAAGUCUUGGGAUCUGAUUUGUUACCUCUGUUUCCCCUUCUCCGCAGGAACCAGACAUCAUGGUUCAGCUGGGUAAGUGGGAUUAAUAAUAUUUUGUCCUUGUGUAGUGAUGGAACAACACUGGAACCAGUAAGAAAGCCCUGCUGGAUCAGGCCAAAGACCUAUCAAUUCUGGCAUCCUGUUCUCGCAGCAGCCAACCAGGUGCCCUUUAUAGGAAGAUCACAGGAAGGCCUGAGCGCAACAAUGCUGUCCUUACUUGUGAUUCCUAGGGGCCUACCACCUCCAGCAGUGGAGUUACGUGACUUCCUCCAUCUUUAUUAACUUUCUGGAGGAGUUUUAAAACCUUCCCAUUUACCCAGGCAUUUGGUGGCUAAAGAAUACUAUUCUGGGCAGUCUCUGGAUCACUGGGGGAAUGAAUGCUUUUAACUGACCAGUAUUAGGUGUUGUCAAUUGUAAUGGCUUUUAGAAUGUGUUAACUGUACUAGAUUUGUUUUUUAAACUCUGCCUCUGUUUACCACCCUGGGCUCCUUGGGGAAGGAGGGUCAGGUAUAAAUUCAGUAAAUAGCAAUAACAGUAAAUAAUAACAAGAUAGACAUUGUGACCAGUAGCCUUCUCAUCCAGGAAUUUGCCAAAUCCUCUUUUAAAGUUGUCCAAAUGGACUGCUGUAUGGUUUUUAAGGCAUUGGAAGACUCUAAAAGCAGACACGUUUGAGAUCUGGUUGUCACAACUCUGCGGCUUGAUAUUAAUGGACAAACUGGCAGCCCUUGUCCGGGAGAGUCGAGCAGAGAAGCAAGCCACUACUCUUCAAUCAACAGGGCAUAAUUUUAUUACGCGUGCAACAUCGAUAGAACCCGUUUAUAGACCUCCCAAGAACACAUGGCAAUUUGUGGAAUGGUACCAUUGUUUAAGGGACGCGGGUAGCGCUGCGGUCUAAACCACUGAGCCUCUUAGAAGGUUGGCUGUUCGAAUCCCCAUGACAGGGUGAGCUCCCGUUGGUUGGUCCCUGCUCCUGCCAACCUAGCAGUUCGAAAGCACGUCAAAGUGCAAGUAGAUAAAUAGGUACCACUCUGGCAGGAAGGUAAACGGCAUUUCUGUGCGCUGCUCUGGUUUCGGUGUUCCGUUGCGCCGGAAGCAGCUUAGUCAUGCUGGCCACAUGACCCAGAACAACUGUCUGCGACAAACACUGGCUCCCUCAGCCUGUAAAGCGAGAUGAGCGCCACAACACCAGAGUCAUCUGUGACUGGACUUAACUAUCAGGGGUCCUUUACCUUUACCUUUUUUUAAACCAUUGUUUAAAGACAGAAACAACUUAAAAAUUAACUGUAACUAAACAGAUAUUUGGUACUUCUAGGUGGGGGGGGUGUAAAAACAAAAAUCAGCAUUUAUGAGCUAUAUAUAUUGCAGAUGAAGAAAAGCACUAUGGAGUUGGUGGUCAUCACUGCCUCCAUUGGGAGCGAGUUCCACAGCUUAACUGUGCUCUGUGUAAAGAAGUAUUUCCUUCAGCUUGUUUAACCGCUGGAGGGAAAUCUUCAAUAAAUACAGGGUUUCUGUUGACGUUGCCUUUGCACGGUCUCCCUUCCAGGGCACUGCCUCCUGAAAAAGUACUACAACGCGCAUACUGUCAUCCGCUUUGCUAUGGGUGGCUGCGCCAACAGGCCUUACUUUCGGAUCGUGGCCGCACAGAACAAGCGAGCCCGGGACGGGAAGCACCUGGAGCAGAUUGGGUGCUACGACCCGCUUCCCAACGACCACAACGAGAGGAUCGUUGGUGUGAACUUCGAGCGGCUGAAAUACUGGAUUGCCAAUGGCGCCCACCUCACCAAGCCCGUCGAGAAACUUCUGGGUAAUGCCACCUGGUUUCCUUCUUUGGCGGGGGGGGGGGGAAUGUUGCUCCUAUUUUGUUGUUGCUUUCUGUGUUCCCUUACUUAGAUUGACAUUUUGCUUGUUGAACAAAGCAUUUAUACAAAAAUUAAAUGUGGUUUAUACUUUUAAUGGUUUCCCCACCAUGCCAAACUCCUGCAUUAUUAUAACCUAUCCCUGUGGGGUUUUUUUGCUGAAUAAAAUUCUGAUUAUUGUACAGUUAUCCAUUUCACUUAAGUAGUUCCUGAUGAUGAUGAUGAUUCGUAAAAUCAUAGGGGGUGUAAGAGGCCCCAGGGCUCCUCCAAUUCAACUACCAUCAAUGCAGGAAUUUUUUUCUUAAUCUUCCCAUUUAUUUUUAAGCUGAAAAUUUGUCCAGGGGAACAAGUAGAACAGAAAGCACAGUGUGCUUUCUGAUGUCACGGGCAACCAGGCAAUCAGUUCUUUCACAGCUUUGCGCUUAAGCCUAGGGUUGGAGAAGCUGUAUCUUUUUGGAUGCCCAACUCCCAGUGUCCCUAGCCUUUGGCCAUGUGGCUUGGGUCAGAUGAGAGUUGUAGUCUUAACAGCAGCACGCACCCCUGACAUAUGACUGUGAAAUAGUCAGUACAUUUUCUGAAGGCAAUGAAUUCCAGAUUGUGUGUGUCCUGACUCUCCCCACCCACCGUGCUUUGCUUUAGACAGUUGACCUCGAGACAUAAUGCAGGGAAGGAGAGCUUCAGAACCAGGGACCAAAUGUGGCCCUCCAGCCCUGUAUAUCUGGCCCUCAGAAUUCUGCCUAAACCACAUCCCCUCACUGCUCCUGCUUCACACUCUCAGGUGUCUGGGUUGAACCUCUGAUAAUGCCCCUUUGCUUUGCUUCCGGGAUGGAGGAUAGGGAAAGCAGCCUAUUGUGCAAAGGUAAUAACUACACAAAUUGCUCCAGCUGCUUUUGCCUCUGGCCUCACGCACCAUUCAUACAUGCCCCCUGGAAAAUUGACUGGAAGCGAAUGUGACCCAUCAGGCUGAGAGAGGUUCCUCCACCCUUGCCGUGAAGAGUAUAGACAGUAACAACAAAGUGCCCUUUCUUUCCCCCACCCAGGGCUUUCUGGAUUCCUCCCCCUGCAUCCGAUGACCAUCACAAAUGCCGAAAGAGUGAGGAAAGCACAAGCCCAGCAGGCUGAGAGGGCUGCUCAGGAAGAAGCAAGCCCAGCUCGGAAUGAAUAAAGAGCAAAGUGUGGGGCUCUCACUACCAGCUCAGAAGGCAGUGCCAGGAUGAAGGACCGUCUGUUGUGCAGGAGAGGCAAGCAGACACAGGCGCUGUCUCUGCUUGCAACAUGAUAGAGCCACAGCCUUCUUCAGGUUUGGUGACGUGUGGCCCGCCAGAUGCUCUCGGACCCGCCUCAACCCCUGCCAGAAUGACCAGUGGGCAGGGAUGGAUGCAGCCCACCUGGAGGGCUGCAGCUUCCCCACCCCAUGGCCUAGCUCACAGCCUGACUCGACAUAAGCGUUGUAACACCUGCUAGGAGAGGUACUUCCAGCAACAUGGGAUGGGAGCCUUUGCAGGACUGCAACUCCCAUUAUCCCUGUCCACUGCCUUUGCUGCCAUUUGGGCAUUUAUCAUCAUCCAACCAUCCGCAGGUUUCCUGCUCCCAUCUUUAAAAAUUCAGUUCUUUCUCCAUCCCUUGGCCAGUUUUAACGCUUCUCUGGUGUGCACAGUCACUGCUUGUGAGAUACUUUAUUGGGGGAAAGGCUUUCCUCCUGGACCACUUUGGCAGAGGAAUGUUAAUGGACUGAUGGGAGGGAAGGGAAGUUUUCCAUCUACACACCUGCCUGCUGAUCUAACUCCUCCCACUAAAAAGGUGCAAAAUUCAGCUUUCUGGUAAAUAAAAAAAAAUAAAGUUUCUAGGUCUUGG